Messenger RNA from Solanum pennellii, 1737 nucleotides. RefSeq names its product TMV resistance protein N-like. The transcript is spliced from 2 exons. The record is from RefSeq and is a predicted model, not a curated record. Bases 434 to 1711 code for a protein of 425 amino acids. NCBI's taxonomy places the organism in Eukaryota, Viridiplantae, Streptophyta, Magnoliopsida, Solanales, Solanaceae. Gene Ontology annotation, biological process: signal transduction; defense response. Gene Ontology annotation, molecular function: ADP binding.
UGACAUUCCUUGACCCAAACCCAAUUAAAAGAUCCAUCACAAAUAAAAAAGGUAUCUUCCCUUCUCCAUUACAGUUAGGAGCUGAAGGUUUUGCUGUUGGGUUCUUGUACACGAUUGUUGACACUAAUCACUCAUGCUUUGGUUCAUCUGAAGAACAGAGGAACACAGAAUUUGCUCAUGCUUUGGGGCAUUUAAUUAUGUCUGCUCCAUUUGCUCAGUGCUCAAGUGCGAAAAGAGCUUUAGUUAUUGAAUCAAAAUGAACAUCUUUAUUAUAAAUUAAAGACUAUUUCAAUAUACUAUUGAGGUCCAUAAUCAAUACUCUCUACUCAAUAUGUGGUAUCCACAUUAGAAUAAAGCAUUACUGGACUAUUUUGGUCAUUUUCUGAAGUUGACCCAUAAAGCUAUGUAGCUCCUCUGGGUUUACUUUGAGUCAAUGGGGGAUAAAUGGUUGUUGUCAGAUGGUGAUUGUUGUUUCGCGGAUCAGCAGAACUCUAAAAUUCCCCCCAUGGCUUCCCAAAUUGAAUCUGUCCAAAAAUGGAAAUUUGAUGUAUUCUUUAAUUUUAGACUGCAAGACUUGGACAAUAGCUUUGUUGCUGAUCUUUACGAACGUCUGAAAGACAUGGGAAUCAACGUAUUCCAACCCGAUGUCAUGUCUGAAAGCGGAGAACAAAUUUCAACUGAAAUCUUAGAUGCCAUUGAGGAAUCAAGGAUCGCCAUUACUAUCUGUUCCAAGGACUAUACUUCAUCCCCACGGUGCUUGGAAGAACUCACUAAGAUCAUGGAGUGUGUUGACAACAAGGGACUGGAAUUCUUCUUUGUCUUCUAUAAAGUUGAGCCAUCAGAUGACUUGAGGCCAACAGGCACCUUUGAUGCAGAUCUCAAGGGUUCUGAUUUGGAGAAGGUGCAGAGGUGGCAGGACGCUCUCCGUAAAGCAGCUGACAUGGCAGGAUUAAAAGAUUAUUUUUCUGGAGCUGAAUUAUCCCAUUGGAACAAUGGAAAAUGUAUUGAGGAAAUUUCUAACAAGAUAUGUCAGGUUCCAAGAGUUGCAAAAUAUCCUGUGGGAAUCAAAUCCCGCGUAGAGGAAGUAAAAUCGUUGUUGAAAAUUGAAUUUGGCGGUGUUUAUUUUAUCGGGGUAUGGGGAAGGGGUGGUGUGGGGAAGACAGCAGUUGUGAGAGAAAUUUUUGAUGAGAUCUCUUGUCAAUUUGAAGGGUCUUGCUUUCUUAAUGUCAGGAGAUUUUUAGAAAAUCUUGGACCAGAAGGCCCAGCACUUUUGCAACAGAAGCUUCUUGUAAAAAUCUUGAAGGAACAUCCUUUGAAUGUAGCCAGUUCAAAUAAAGAAGUUGAUAUAAGCCAAAUACUUCGUUUCAAGAAGGUUUUAAUUGUUCUUGAUGAUGUGUAUAACAGCCACCAAUUGGAAUAUUUGGCUGGACAGCAUGAAUGGUUUGGGGAUGGUAGUAGGAUCAUUACAACCACUAGAAACUGUGAUUUACUUAGCAAGCAUGAUGAGUUUUAUUGUGUCCCAGAACUGACAAAUCAUGAGGCUUUAGAACUUGUAAGUUGGCACGCCUUUCAACAAGGAACUCCUGUUAAAGAGUUUCAAGAGCUCUCGUGCUGCAUAGUAGAUUAUGCGAAAGGCUUACCCAUAGUAUUGGAGGUCUUGGGUUCUUUUCUUUACAAACAAAGGGAAGAAAGAACACAGUGCAUUGCAUAGACUCAACAGUUUAAGGGAUGGGAAAA